UUGCAGUGCCAGUCGAGGUUUGGCAGUUCGGCGGGCGGUUGGUCUGUCGCACAUUGCACACUUUUCGCAUAGGUGUGCUAUAACCAGAGUGUUGCCCACUUCUUAGCCAGCGGAAAUUGUAUAAUAAUUACGGAAAAAUACAAUAAAAACCGACCUGGACUCAAUUCGGAUUUGUGUCAGUGCUAGAAAGAAAAUGCUGCAGCGGCAGAAAUCGACGGCUAGCAAACGAUUUGGCAGCAGCCUUCCCUCAAGAACCAUUCCCAUUCCCCAUCGGGCAGCCAAGUGAGUUGGAUAAAAUGGCUUUGGCAGCGACCCCAACAGCAGGACCUUCGCAUGGCGGCUUGGCCAUGGCCGUGAAUCCGGCCGGUGGCUACGAUGGUAGUGCCAGCAAUCAAUACGAGGAGAAUGCCGACCAUUUGCGCCAACUGUUCAGCCAGAACCAGCUGGUCUCCUUUAGCAUUGCCCAUAUCGCGUGCUCCGCGGGCAGCAGCAGCGGCGACAACUACAUGUCCGUGGUGAAGCGGGUCACCAUCAGCCAGGCGCCGGACCAGGAUCGGGAUCGGGAUCGGGAUCAGAAUCAGGAGCAGGGGAGGAGUGAAAUUGUCACAGUAAUUGUCAAGCGGCAAAUUGCGAGUCUGUCGCGCCGGCAGCUCUACCGGUGCGAGGAGGCCUUCAGCAACGAGAUCAACGCCUACCGACACUUGGCGCCCCUUUUGACCGCCCACAGCCGCCAGCAGCUGUUUCCGGUGUGCCACAUCGCGGAGAGCCAGGAUCGCAGGGAUUCGGAAGGCGGGGAGCCAAUAAUCGUGCUGCAGGACCUCAAAGCCUUGGGUUUCCGGAUGAAGGAUCGUCUGGCGGGCUUGGAACUGAACGACUGCCUUCUGGUGAUGAAGAAACUGGCUCAACUCCACGCAGCCUCGCUGGCCGCCCAGGAACUAGAGUCCUCGUCCUUUGCCUCCCGGGCCAAUAACCUUCAGGAGAUUGUCUACUGUGAUGAGGCGACGGACUUUUAUGCCGCCAUUCUGGACACCUCCGUGCAGCAGGCCCUGGAGAGUCUAAGUGGCUCCAAUGCAGACGAUAGUCUGACCACACCCAUUGGUCUGCUGGAGGAACUUCGAUCGAACUUGUUUGGAAACCUGAAGCGAGAUAUUAAUGCCACUGUGGAGGCUCCAAAUAGUGUGAUCUGCCAUGGUGACCUUUGGGUAAACAACAUAAUGUUCCGCUCUGAGCCGGAGGAGGUGAUCUUCUUCGAUCUGCAGGCCAUGCGCCGGUCGUCGCCUGUUUUUGACAUUCUCCACUUUAUUUACACCAGCACGAGAAGGCAGUUGAGGGAUGUGCACACAGAUACCCUGCUGGCCGCCUACUCCGAAGCUGUGGGUCAGGAACUGAGGCACCAGCUGGAGGAUACACCCGCUGCUGAGCGACUAGGGGAGCUGUGCGAAGCCUUCUCUUUGCAGCGUGUCAGUACGGAGUAUGUGCGUCAGGUGCACUAUGGCCUGGCCAUCGGCAUGUGGAUCCUGCCAGCUGUCACCUUCGAUCCGGACAAUCUGCCCAAUCUGGACGUGAUGAGCGAGCAGAAUCUCACUGGAAAGGAGAUCAAGUGCACCCAGAUGCUCACUUCCGAGUACCAUUUGCGCAUCCGGGAGCUGGUCAUGGAGUUUUAUGAGCUCGGUUAUCUCGAAAUGCAAAAGCAAAACUUUUAAGAGUAUUCAUAGUCACGUAGUGCUAGUAUUAACUUAUAAACUCUAACGUUCGAAAUAAAUAGAUUAUAGAUUUGCCCUUGAGGAACUAUA
Messenger RNA from Drosophila suzukii, 1793 nucleotides. RefSeq lists its product as uncharacterized. Lineage: Eukaryota; Metazoa; Arthropoda; Insecta; Diptera; Drosophilidae. The record is from RefSeq and is a predicted model, not a curated record.